This is a messenger RNA of Thlaspi arvense, 1038 nucleotides long. NCBI's taxonomy places the organism in Eukaryota, Viridiplantae, Streptophyta, Magnoliopsida, Brassicales, Brassicaceae. The record is from the annotation of a GenBank genome assembly.
AUGCAAGAACUGAAGGCGUUUGACGAAUCCAAAGCCGGAGUCAAAGGCGUCGUUGACUCCGGAAUCACAAAGGUACCCCGGAUCUUCGUUCGCCCGCCGGAAGAUCUCGCUGCCGACCAUCCAGUCGCGGCCCCGCCAAUCACAUCCGACUUCGCAAUCCCGGUCAUAGACCUCGCCGGAGCCACCGCCAGCUGCCGCAGAGCGGAGGUGGUCGACGCCGUCAGGGUGGUGAACCACGGCGUGCCGGCAAGGGUGCUGGAGGGAAUGUUGAAGGCGGCACGUGAUUUCCACGAGCUGCCUACGGCGGAGAAGGCUGAGUUGUACUCGCGGGAGUAUGGACGGAGAGUGAAGUUUGGUAGCAACUUCGAUUUGUAUAAGACGAGCUAUGCUAAUUGGAGGGACACCCUCACAUGUUUGAUGGACCGUGAGCCCUUCGAUCAGUCAGAGCUUCCAACAAUCUGCAGAGAAUUAACAAUGGAGUACUGGAAGCAUAUGGGGAGAUUGGGGACUACUUUGUUUGAAUUACUGUCAGAGGCACUUGGGCUCGAACCAGACCAUCUCACAGCUAUGGAUUGUGCGAAGGGGAGGGUGAUUUUGAGUCACUACUACCCUGCGUGCCCCGAGCCAGAGCUAGCCAUGGGCACCAGCAAGCACAGUGACCCUGAUUUCCUGACAGUCCUACUACAAGACCACAUUGGUGGGCUCCAACUGCUUUAUCAAGACAAAUGGAUUGAUGUUCCUCCAGUGGAUGGAGCUCUUAUAGUCAAUAUCGGAGAUCUCUUACAGCUCAUAUCGAAUGACAGGUUCAAAAGCGUUGACCACAGGGUUCUGGCGAACGAUGCAGGGCCGAGAAUUUCAGUGGCUUGUCUAUUCAGAACACAUCAGACAUCAAGACUGUAUGGGCCAAUCAAGGAGCUGGUUUCCGCCGCAAAUCCACCAAUCUACAAGGAAACUACGGUGGAUGACUACCUGAAAUACUACUACGAGAAAGGGCUUGACGGCGUUCCUUCUCUCGUGCAUUUCAAGCUCUGCCCUUGA